AUGGCCAGUGAGGGAGUUUCAAGUACAGUGUCCAGCAAGACAGGUGAGCUACUGGGUUGUGUGUCAGGUGUCUCAGGCUCAUGUGACUCUGGGCAGAGGUGUGAAUGUGAGCCAGCUGUGUGUGAGCCUCCAUCUCUGGAGGAGCUGGAAGAGGUGCUACAUUCAGCCCAGAGCUCCUGUAGGCAUGGAGACGAGGUGUGGCCCAACCUAUACCUGGGGGAUAUGUAUAUGUCUCAUAACAAGUAUGAGCUGUGGAGGUUGGGCAUCACUCAUGUUCUGAAUGCAGCCCAUGGUAAGAUGUGUUGUAAAGGCAGUGAUGAUUACUACGGUACCACAGUCAGCUAUUACGGUGUUCCUGCCAAUGACCUACCCACCUUUGACCUCUCACCUUUCUUUUACCCUGCUGCUCAGUACAUCCACCAGGCAUUAAAGUCAGGAGGCAAGGUGUUAGUGCACUGUGCUGUAGGAGUGAGUCGGUCGGCUGCGUUGGUCCUAGCCUUCCUCAUGAUCCAUCAUCAUCAUCCUCUGCUGGCAGCCAUCCGGCUGGUGCAGCAAAAACGAUGGGUGUUCCCCAACAGAGGAUUCCUAAUGCAGCUUAUUAACCUGGACUACACUCUUCACAGAGAGAGAAGGGACUGA
Molecule: messenger RNA, 639 nt
Organism: Salvelinus namaycush (lake trout)
Lineage: Eukaryota; Metazoa; Chordata; Actinopteri; Salmoniformes; Salmonidae
Product: dual specificity protein phosphatase 13-like
Exons: 3
Coding region: 1-639 (212 amino acids)
Biological process (GO): protein dephosphorylation; negative regulation of MAPK cascade
Cellular component (GO): cytoplasm
Molecular function (GO): MAP kinase phosphatase activity; protein tyrosine/serine/threonine phosphatase activity
Source: RefSeq, a predicted model, not a curated record